Rhipicephalus sanguineus (brown dog tick) is the source of this 5314-nucleotide messenger RNA. RefSeq names its product protein CASC3. Lineage: Eukaryota; Metazoa; Arthropoda; Arachnida; Ixodida; Ixodidae. Bases 95 to 3166 code for a protein of 1023 amino acids. Gene Ontology annotation, biological process: mRNA processing. The transcript is spliced from 10 exons. Gene Ontology annotation, molecular function: mRNA binding. Gene Ontology annotation, cellular component: exon-exon junction complex. The record is from RefSeq and is a predicted model, not a curated record.
ACGAUUACGGCUGUGAGCAAAAUACGGUAUUGUGGCUGCAAGCUAUGAGCCGAAGUCAGCAGUAACGUUCUGCACAGCAGAAGUUGGCAGAAGCAUGGAUGAGGUUGUCGAACAAGUGGCGUUCGCCGACGCGAAGUGUGACGAUUCUCAAACUCCUGGAAGUCUCGAUGCAAUGUCAGAAACUGACUGCAACAGUACCACGAAAGAGAGUGCCAUUGACGAGGCAAAAGAUGGUGCUGCACAGUUUGCUAGAGGUGAUGAGAAGAAGGACCAGAAUAGUGAGUUGGGCACGGAGCUGCCUCGUGUGACAUGUGCUGCAACUAGUGAUGCGUCUCCUGGAGGAGAUUUGCCAGCAUGCAAUAUUGACAAAACCUCAGAGGUUGUAACAAUGGAGGCCUCUCUCUCUGCUCAGGCUGGCACCGAAGCCUCAGGUAAAGCAUUGGCUGAGAGUUCACACGAAGCCACAGGUCCCAAUUCCUGUAAAAACGUGCAAGAGGAGUCAUCUCUGCACUCGCAGGAAGGAGCACCGAGAAAUUGUACUGAAACAGAUGCGGAUUCCUGUGCUGAACAGAAGCCAUCGUCAUCAGUUAAUGAGGGGUCGAAUGGUUCGUCAUCGGAAUGUGUAGCAAAGUCUGCUGAAAUGCAAGAUCCUACCUUGAGGACAUCGAGUGACACUUGUCGCCCUGAGCGGGAGACAAGUGUUCAGUUGAGCAAGGAAAGCGAUCCUGAUGUUGAGCUUGCCACUGAACCUGCAAAAAAUGAGGAAGUACGUACUCAAGUGUCCAUAACAGAUUCUGAAAUUUCUGGAGAUGCUUCUUCGAAGGGCACAUCUGAAUCGAGUUCUGCUAUAGCAGCUCAAUUGAAGGAAACCAUUUUGACAGUGAAUCAAAGGAGUGAAGUUGCAAGUGUGGAUGUUGCUAAACCAAGUGGCGGUAGUCAGCCGAAAGAUGAGCCAGUUACAUGCUCUUCACCAGCAGUGCCUCCUAAUAGUUCCAGUGUAGAGGUAGCCCCUUCAAAGCCAUCUACAUCAACAAGCUGUUCAGAUGUUGAUUCAUCUGAACGAGAUCAAACAUUGGAUUCCACUGUUAACAGAAAACUGCCUUCUGAAGAAGUUGAGAGUAGUGAUUGUGGACUUACCUCUGAAGAUGGAGUCGGUGUGGAGGAUCGAGAAGGCUCAAGUACCGUGUCUACGGCUGGUGAGGCGGCUACUGGCACAGACUUGGAAGGUGGCCAUGAGGCCACUGCUGACUCGCUAGACAGUCCAGGCCACAUCGAAGUUGGCUCCGAUCAAGAGGACUUCGAUGAGGAACUUGAAUUGCACCCACGAUUACACAGGGAUGACCUAGAUGAUAGUGGCAUUAACGAUGGCACACGUGGCCUGGAAGAUGAACUGGAGGAUGGUCUUGACGAGGAAGAAGACGACGAGGAUUGUCUCAAAGGAGAGAGGCAGCAGGGUGAUGGAGAGGAGAGCGUUGAUCCCUCUGAUCUCCAAGAUAAAGUUCUGGACUUUGAUGAAGACAAGCGCAACCCUCAGUACAUCCCCAAGAAAGGUGCAUUUUACCAACAUGAUGACCGCAUGGUAGGAGAUGAAGAUUCAUCUGAAGUACCAGAAGAAAAAAAUGAAGAUGACAAGGGGGCUCGCCGACAGAAGAAGCUUUGGCAUGAUGAAGGUGUUUGGGGCCAUGACAUGUACCGUGAGGAGGAGCAGGGUCCCAAAACAAGUGCGGAGCUUGUGAGCAUAUAUGGCUACGAUAUUCGUACAGAACUGAUGCCUCCUAGAGCUCGGAGACGGCGACGUUAUGGCCGUGGCCCCAACAAGUACCAGCGCAACUGGGAAGAUGAAGAGGCUUACACCCCCCGGUCAGGGUCAGGACGUGGUGGAGGAGCACGUGGUGGUCGCAGGACCAGAGGUGGAAGCCACAUUGGGAACCCCCCAUUCCAUGAUGAGGACUUCCCCGACCUGCACUCGAAGCCUUCGAACUCUGAAAAUACUGCCUCCGUGCAGCAGGACAGGGCAGAAGUGAAGCCGUCAGCCAGGCCUGCAGUGUUCAAAGGUUCCGACUCGACAGAAAGCAGCAGUUCUCAACAGGAGGAAUGGGACCACACAGUCAAAGGCUCCGGAAUGACCCACCGGGGUUGGGGCAAGCGUCCUUCUCAACCUCCUAGGAGAGUACCAGAUGCACUGCCAAGGCAGCAGGACUGCGAAGUCAAGGAGAAUGCAACUUUAGGGCAUCGUGUCAACAGGCCUGCACCACGGUCGCCAGUGAAGGCUGUUGAAGCACCUCAAAUUUCACUCUCUACUGGCAGAAGUCGAGCUAUGCGGCAUCUGCUGACCGAGCAUGAACGAAGCAAAAGGGAUUACGAGGCACUCGAGAAAUUUGCUGCUAAAGGAGAGCUUCAGGACGGUGAUAAAGCGGAUUUGAAGAGGAGUACAGCAGCUGCAGUGACACAAAGGGGAGGUCCAGUAGGUAGCACAGAAUCUGCAGCCAAACCAAGGCGCUACUCUUCAUUACGACAACGGCCCCUUGCAGAGGCUGCCCCCUACACCGAGACUGCUGUGGUUGCUCCCCAGCUGCCUAACACACAGGCCCCAUUGCCUACACCGAAUCAGCCACAGCCAGCUAUUUUGACUGCAGCACAUUUCCAAGCACCGUAUACACCGUAUCCUGAUGGCUACAUGCUUCCACCACCGGGCCAGCCACCUGCUGUGAUGCCUACACCGAAUCAGCCACCUCCUGUUAUGGCAGCGCCUUCCCCACUGACCAGCUCGUUCUUACCCCCACCAACGGGCAUCGUCAGCUUUCCUCCCCAGUACCCUCCACCUUACACCUUUCCAGCACAGUAUGCUGCACCUGCCCCAGCAGCUGCACCCCCAACGCAGACGCAAGCCCAGAAGCCACCAUACUACCAUGGGGACAUAAUCUACUACAACACGCAAAGCCAGCAGCAUAAGCAACGGCCCACCCCUCCUCGAAGGCCUAAAGCAGCUAUCCCUAUCGUGCCUCCUCCAGAUUCCCAAGGCACAGUGCAGGAGAGCGCUUCUGAGCCAGACUGUUUGGCAACUCAACAGAACAAGUCGGAUGAGGAUCUUGAUGAUAAUGUUGCUGGCACAGAACCAGCCCUUCGAGACGGCCCAACAGCACAGCAAGCAGUUGGAGGAUUGUAGCAUAGUUCUUGUCAUUCUUAUCCUCAAGUGCCACUCUACUGCAGUUUGUUCUUUGUCCACAGCUUCCUGGAACUUUUCUGCUUGUGUGUCAUAAGACACUUGUGUCAUAUUUUCAUCUAUGUUCUCUGAGGUGUUAAUAACAACUCUAAGAGAUGUUAUUAAUGGCAUUGUGGAGCAGACGUCUGGUUGCAUUACACGAGAUGCAUUUUCGUUGGAAAAAGAAAACUAGGUCUUUCUUGUUUUUGUAGAAAAAUAUUUUGUUCCUUAGUUGGUAAAUAGAAGCUCGAGUGUUUUUUUUUUUUUUUUUUACUAGUGUAGAGGCUUUUAACGAAUGGCAUUAAGUUUGUUCCUGUUAUGCAGAUUAUUGCAUUGGAAAGGUGGCAGUUGCACAUAGUUUUGGAGUUGUGAGUGUCAACAAGAUGCCAAAUUGUUGUGUGCUUAACUCUUUUCUUACCAUAGGAAAAGAUUACUUAAGUUCAGUCUGCUCUUUCAAAAAGUGCUAUUUGCAGUUUAUUUCAUUGUAUGUCAUUGGCAAUGUAGCUUGUUGCACCUUUUAGCACGUUUAACGUGAGUGGUCUAGUGAAAUCAUGAUAAAUAAAAUGAACAAAUAAAUUGAGCAAGUGCUUAUGCACAACUGCAUGUUUACUAUUAAAAAUAAUUCAGUCUCCAAAGAAAGUAGGAGAACAGGAGUAGUAGCACAGGUAGUGCGUGGUAUAACGCUACACUAGUGUUUAAAAUGGCUCUUUACCUGUGAAAAAGACAUCUUAAUGGUUUCUCGCCAUUUGCAGUUCUCCCUUCACUUACUAGAGACCUUUACAGAAGCUUAGAGUGCUGGGCUCUUCCCUGGUGAUAUCAUUAUGGAGGGUACCUUGGACAACUGUCAUAGUUACACAGCUAAAGAUGUCCUGCAAGCUUAGAUUUUUCUCGAUGGCUUACAAAGCAAAAACUGCGGGCACUUCACCAGGACACAGAAAAUGUCCAACGCCUCAUCUUCCCUUUCUGUGUCCUUCUGAGGUGGGCAAUGUUUUAACAGCAGAGCUGUUUAAGCUUGGAGAAGCUCCGUUGGUCACAAAGAAAAAUUAUCAUAAACCAGCACGCACUUUCUUCAUCCUCUUCUUCCUAGCACGACUAACUGACGACGGAACAGUCCCAAAGAUUUUUAGGUAUGUCGACAAUUUUUUAGCAAUUUUAAACUAAAGCAUUUUAGUUGGGUACGAAGAAAUCGCGAUGGACACUUUACAGAAGUUUGGACACCAUGGCAAAGGGCUUAAAUUCACGUGUGAGCUUCCUAACGAGAAUAACCUUCAGUUUUUGCACCUCUGCAUCAAAUUCGGAGAACGAUGUGUUCUGGUGCUAUCGCCCGAAAGCUAAGAAGGGUUUUUACAUUUUGAUUCGGCCCAGUCAGAAAUUGAAGGACACUUUGUAAAUUCCAAAGUGUGUUUGGCGAAAGCCUGUGGCCAUUCGACUGACUAUGCCACGGUAUUAGGGGAAUCCACAUUCUUGGGGCGCUUCUCCGAACCGUUUACUGUGAAAUCAUCACCGGUCCGCUUGGGAGCCAUCCGACUAACUGACUGCUACAACGAGACGUCUGACGAAGGAGCGUUGCCACGCACGCCGCUGUGCCAUCACGUGAUUGCUGAGAGAGUGUAAGGGGGAGAGGCCACAGCUGUGGCGGCGCAACUGUUCUAUGCGCCACUGUGUCAUCACGUGAUUGCUGAGAAAGUGUGAGGGCGAGAGGCCGCAGCUGACACCGUUCCAGGGCAUGGACGGAUGGACGGGCGCCGCGAGUAUGAGACAAUAAAGGCUUGAAACUGUCAUGAGGGCAAGCGCGAACCUCUCGCUUGUGUCGGCUCUCCUCAAGUCCUGCCUCCACAUGAUGCACGCUAGCUUUAAGGGUGAGCCCCGCCACGGUGGUCUAGUGGUUAUGGCACUCGGCUGCUGACCCGAAGGUCGCGGGAUCGAAUCCCGGCCGCGGCGGCUGCAUUUUCGAUGGAGGCGAAAAUGUUUGAGGCCCGUGUACUUAGAUUUAGGUGCACGUUAAAGAACCCCAGGUGGUCGAAAUUCCCGGAGCCCUCCACUACGGCGUCUCUCAUAAUCAUAUCGUGGUUUUGGGACGUUAAACCCCAGAUAUUGUUAUUAUAUUAGCUU